Messenger RNA from Lactuca saligna, 357 nucleotides. Lineage: Eukaryota; Viridiplantae; Streptophyta; Magnoliopsida; Asterales; Asteraceae. The record is from the annotation of a GenBank genome assembly.
AUGGAAGAUGAUGGAUCAAGAAGGCCAGAUCCGACCCUAUCAUCAGACAACACACCGGUUGGGCUAGAGCUUAUCAGUAAUGAGUACGAACCCAAUGAGGAUGAGGAGGACACUACUACCUCACCAGAUACCUUACCACUGUUCCCCACUCCUUCACAUCGAUUUUACAAGACACGCACAGGUGUAGGCUAUCGGCUCAUGGUUCGAGGUGGAAGAGUCAUCCACUUCAUCUCCCCCUACCCAGAUACUACUGUGGAGCAGGCAAUCUCGCUUCUGGUGCUCGGCACCGCCCAUCACUCAGACCUUAUUCGAUCAAUGGACAUUGACCUCUUCUUCUUGAGGAUGACCUUGAUGUAG